UCUCUUCUACUACAUUCUAGGGAUUUAGCUUAGCUUUCUUGCCGGCAAAUUCCUCAGUUGUGGAGCCCCACAGUCGAAAAUGGUGAAGGGACGCCAAGGAGAGCGUGUAAGGCUCUAUGUUAGAGGUACCGUUCUUGGAUACAAAAGGUCGAAGUCGAAUCAGUAUCCAAGCACGUCAUUGAUUCAGAUUGAGGGAGUGAAUACUAAAGAAGAAGUGGAUUGGUACUUAGGAAAGCGUAUGGCUUAUAUUUACAAGGCCAAAACAAAGAAGAAUAAUUCACAUUAUCGUUGUAUUUGGGGUAAAGUUUGUAGGCCACAUGGUAACAGUGGUGUUGUUAGAGCUAAAUUCAAGUCCAAUCUGCCACCUAAAUCAAUGGGAUCUAAGGUUAGAGUUUUCAUGUAUCCAAGCAACAUAUAAGGUACUUUAUUUUUGUUUAAAUUUUUUAUUAUGUUAUGGUAUGCAGUUAUUAGCGUGCUACUUGUUUCUGUAUUUGUCUGAAUUGUCCUGCUAUAGAUAUAGAUUAAUAUGAAUAAAGGAUCAUUUUGUCCAGUUUUAUAAUCGGUCUAAAAUUUCUACGAAUUGAUUUUUUUUGUUUUACUGUUAGCAUAAUAUCCUUGGACAAUUGCAGUGUUAAAAUAUUGAAUACUUUUACAUAAAUUGAAAGAUUGUUCAUUGACAUGCCAAGGUGGCCUCAACAAUUUGCUCAAAAUAUGUGUUGCACUCUCGUAUUUCCUUUUUCUUAGAUGUCUAUUACACUUGAUUAUGUUGCUUCUGCUUCGGUUUUAUAAUUAUCUUCUUUAUUAUUGUGAUUAUGCUUUCCUUAGCCGAGUUUCUAUCAGAAACCGCCUCUCUACCUGCACAAGGUAGGGGUAAGGUCUGCAUACACACUACCCUCCCCAGACUCCAUUUGUGGGAUUACACUAGGUAUGUUGUUGUUGUGGCACCAACCAGUGUGGUGGCGAACACGUUGUGUUCUAAGCUAAGUUGUUUACGUUGUAGGUGGAGGAGAUAUAGAAAGUGUGUCGUGCUUGAUUCAUAAGAUUCUAUAAUCAAUAGCACCAAUAUAUUAUUUUACUUAGCCUGCCUCUCCCAUGACUUUCCGGACCAAUCAACCCGGAUCUGCCUUCGCAAGUCUCUCUGCAUUUUGGGAGUAGAGCGUGCAGCAAAAUCGAGCAAUGGAUCUUAGAAGAAUUCCACUUUGAAGCACGACUCUUUCUAUUUCUGUGUUGGCAUUUGAGUUGUCCCCCUUCCUCUUUCAAUUGACAAACUUGACGUAGAUAGCUCCGGUGGCUUGGGCUUCCGCCUCUAUCAGGCGGAGACCCCCCCCCC
This is a messenger RNA of Nicotiana tabacum (common tobacco), 1330 nucleotides long. Its product is annotated as large ribosomal subunit protein eL33y. Gene Ontology annotation, biological process: translation. Gene Ontology annotation, cellular component: ribosome. NCBI's taxonomy places the organism in Eukaryota, Viridiplantae, Streptophyta, Magnoliopsida, Solanales, Solanaceae. The record is from RefSeq and is a predicted model, not a curated record. Gene Ontology annotation, molecular function: structural constituent of ribosome.